AUGUAAAACGAAGAGAAUAUCAGACCGGCGGCUGCAAUGCAGAAGAAUACAGUGAAAAUCCCCAUUUCUAAAAUAGAACCCUAAACAGAUACGCCGUGCCGAAUUCGCGGUUGAACUCGACAGAAGCAACCGUAGCGUCGUGCCUUCGUUUAACUCAAUCAGGAAUCACCAUCUCUACAGACUUACAUGCCCACUCCUCCACAAGCAUCAGUCGGGAAAAAAUUAACUUAUUUCCUAAGGGAAGUUCUUGAGGUUGAUGAAUAAAUGUAUUUCUCAGUGGAAGAAACUUGAAUGUGGAAAAGUAUCGAAUCCGACUGCUUGGAACUUGCAGGAAACUAUGAAGCAAAAUGUGCUUGGAUGAAUCUUGAGUUCAUGAAUUUGUGCAUAUAUUGUGAGAUUUUUAGUUCAAAAGAUUGAUUCUUCUUUAGGCGUUGGGUGAUAAUGGAAGAGUCUCAGAAAAGAAGGGAAAGGCUGAAGGCAAUGCGAAUUGAAGGUACUGAUACAACAGUUGCAAACACUGAUAGAUCAUUGGCAUCUGGUGGCCUUGCAAACCCUCUUGUUGAAGGAGAAAGCACUUCUGUUCCAACUCAAUAUUUUUCUCCAAGAUUUGAUUAUUACACUGACCCUAUGGCAGCAUUCUCUGGAAGUAGGAGAGAUAACAUCACUCCUCAGGUCUCACACGGGCGCUCCUCAGGACCUGCCCAUCAACAUAUGCCUCCUGGACCUACUUAUCGAAGUACGGCUCCAAACCAAUCAUAUCAAACUCCAGGUGUCAACUAUCCUGAUCAAAGAGGUGGACCACAAGGUAAUCCUCCAACUGCCUGGGGUGGACCGAUGGAGUUCGCAGGUAGACCACAAGGUAAUCCUCCAAAUGUCCGGGGUGGACCGAUGGAAUCUGCAGGUAGACCACAAGGCAAUCCUCCAAAUGCCUGGCGUGGACCGAUGGAAUUUGCAGGUAGACCACGAGGUAAUCCUCCAAAUGCGUGGGGUGGACCUAUGGAAUUUGCAGGUCGACCACAAGGUACUCCUCCAAAUGCCCGGGGUGGACCAGGCAUCACCCUUAACUAUGCAAGCCCACCAAACACUUCAAGAGGUGGUCAUUUCAGCAAUCCUAGCUUUGGGCCGGAGGAUCAUCCUUAUUAUGGUAGAGGCAGAAGUCAGAACUACUACAGUAGUCCCCAUGCAUCAGGGCGUGGAGGCAGCAGGCAUCCCGAGUCUGGUAGAGGCAGGGGUCGAUCAUUUGGUAAUAGCGCAACUCCAGGUUCAAGAAUGAUUGGCGGGAGAGGAGGGUCACGUGAAUCAGUUUCAGCUGAAGUGCGACCAGAUUUGUAUUACAUCAAGGAAAUGGUAGAAGAUCCAUGGAAGAUGUUGGAUCCUGUUAAAAGAAAGGAUACUCUUGCCCCAGAGAAUAAGUCCUGGCUGCCUAAAUCCAUCACUAUGAAAAAAGCUAAAGUUUCUAGUGAAGUUCCAGAGACAUCAAUUUCUCAGCAAAGCCUAGCUCAAUACCUGGCUUCCUCAUUCGGUGACUCAACUGACGAGCCUGUUCACAGCGAGCCGAGUACAUGAAGGGUUGGCCAUUUGGAGCAGAGUCCUAAAGUAAUUGGUAAUAAGCCCUUAAUUCUGCCUAUCAGUUUACAACUAAAUUCCUCGGAAACAAACAGAUAAAUAUGUAACCAUCAGAUCUGAUGUUUUUUGGAUUCAAUUUUUAUUUUUAUUUUUUUGUAAUUUUAGUUAGUUGUUGAAUCUUUGAUGUCUGAUUUUGAUGAGAGAAUCAUUUUGUAGUGGUAUCCAAAUUUAGCUUGAAAUCAAUGAUAUGAUGCAAGAAAAUCAAACUUCUCUUUACAUUCUA
Molecule: messenger RNA, 1849 nt
Organism: Salvia splendens (bonfire salvia)
Lineage: Eukaryota; Viridiplantae; Streptophyta; Magnoliopsida; Lamiales; Lamiaceae
Product: protein SICKLE
Exons: 4
Coding region: 442-1566 (374 amino acids)
Biological process (GO): mRNA splicing, via spliceosome; miRNA processing
Source: RefSeq, a predicted model, not a curated record